Diversispora eburnea is the source of this 1218-nucleotide messenger RNA. The record is from the annotation of a GenBank genome assembly. Lineage: Eukaryota; Fungi; Glomeromycota; Glomeromycetes; Diversisporales; Diversisporaceae.
AUGGCCAAACCAUCAUCGAAAACCAGAGAAAUUUUUAUAGAUAUCGAUGAUGAGACUCAAAACGUUAAUCAACAAAGUGGUUAUGUGUGGGAGGAAGAAUAUAAACGUAGUUGGGAUGUUUUGCAAGAAGAUGAAGAUGGAAGUCUAAAACGUAGUAUCGAUCAUCUUCAAAAUCGUCUAAAACGAAAAAGGUUGCUUCGAGAUACAUCUACAAUAAGACGUGGAAUCAUAAGAAACAUGUUUUUAAUAAUAGAUUUAUCUGAAGCCAUGAUGGAAAAAGAUCUUCGUCCAUCUCGACUUGAUUUAACAUUAUCUUAUGCAGAACAAUUUAUUCUAGAAUUUUUUGAUCAGAAUCCAAUCAGUCAACUUGGUAUUAUAGUGUCGAAAGGGGGUGUCGCCGAAAGACUUACAGGACUGUCUGGUAAUCCAAUGGAUAAUAUAAUUGCUUUGAAAAACAAAAAAAAUAUUGAUGUCGAUGGAGAACCAUCGUUGCAGAAUUCAUUGGAAUUGGCGCGAUCUUCAUUGAUUCAUACGCCAACUCAUGGAUCGCGAGAAAUUUUAUUAAUUAUGGGAUCACUUACAUCAUGUGACCCAGGUGAUAUAUAUGAAUCAAUUGAAGAUUUAGUGAAGGAUAAUGUUCGAGUUUCUAUUGUUGGAUUAUCAGCCGAAGUGCAAAUAUUCGUUCUCAAUGAAGCACAUUUCAAAGACCUACUUUUUGAAAUUAUCCCACCACCACCAGUUUCUUUUGCUCAGAGCAAUUCAAAGCUUGUGAUGAUGGGAUUUCCUAGUAGUGUCAAUCAAUCUUCACCUUAUCUAUGUGCAUGCCAUAAUAAACCCGUAACUAGUGGUUAUACAUGCGCUCGGUGCAAUUCAAAUAUAUGUGAUAUCCCAACAGAGUGUCCUAUAUGUGAACUUACGUUAGUUUCAAGUCCUCAUUUGGCUCGUUCAUACCAUCAUUUAUUUCCUGUGGAAAACUAUAUAGAAGUUCCUUGGAAUAGUGCUACGACAACGCAUUGUUUCGCAUGUCAGAUUUCUUUUCCUUCGUUAUCAGAACGUACUCUUUCAAAAAAUAUAGAAACAUCAAGUGGAAGAUACAGUUGUCAAAAAUGCAAUCAACAUUUUUGUAUAGAUUGUGAUGUGUUUGUACAUGAGGCGAUUCAUAAUUGUCCAGGAUGUUUAGCAACAUCACAAAAUAAUGUAAAAAAUUUGAUGGCCCAA